Molecule: messenger RNA, 1128 nt
Organism: Penicillium crustosum
Lineage: Eukaryota; Fungi; Ascomycota; Eurotiomycetes; Eurotiales; Aspergillaceae
Gene: act1
Product: actin
Exons: 6
Coding region: 1-1128 (375 amino acids)
Source: RefSeq, a predicted model, not a curated record
AUGGAGGAAGAAGUUGCUGCUCUCGUCAUCGACAAUGGUUCGGGUAUGUGUAAGGCCGGUUUCGCCGGUGACGACGCACCACGAGCUGUCUUCCCCUCUAUUGUCGGUCGUCCCCGUCACCAUGGUAUCAUGAUUGGCAUGGGUCAGAAGGACUCCUACGUUGGUGAUGAGGCACAGUCCAAGCGUGGUAUCCUCACGCUCCGUUACCCCAUUGAGCACGGUGUUGUCACCAACUGGGACGACAUGGAGAAGAUCUGGCACCACACCUUCUACAACGAGCUCCGUGUUGCCCCCGAAGAGCACCCUAUUCUCUUGACCGAAGCUCCCAUCAACCCCAAGUCCAACCGUGAGAAGAUGACCCAGAUCGUGUUCGAGACUUUCAACGCACCCGCAUUCUACGUCUCCAUCCAGGCCGUUCUGUCCCUGUACGCCUCCGGUCGUACCACUGGUAUCGUUCUCGACUCCGGUGACGGUGUCACCCACGUUGUCCCCAUCUACGAGGGUUUCUCUCUGCCCCACGCUAUCUCGCGUGUCGACAUGGCUGGCCGUGAUUUGACCGAUUACCUGAUGAAGAUCCUCGCUGAGCGUGGUUACACUUUCUCUACCACUGCCGAGCGUGAAAUCGUCCGUGACAUCAAGGAGAAGCUUUGCUACGUCGCUCUCGACUUCGAGCAGGAGAUCCAGACCGCUUCCCAGAGCUCCAGCCUUGAGAAGUCCUACGAGCUUCCCGAUGGACAGGUCAUCACUAUUGGCAACGAGCGCUUCCGUGCUCCUGAGGCUCUCUUCCAGCCUAACGUUCUUGGCCUCGAGUCUGGCGGUAUCCACGUCACCACCUUCAACUCCAUCAUGAAGUGUGAUGUUGAUGUCCGUAAGGAUCUGUACGGCAACAUUGUCAUGUCUGGUGGUACCACCAUGUACCCCGGUAUCUCCGACCGUAUGCAGAAGGAGAUCACUGCUCUUGCUCCUUCUUCCAUGAAGGUCAAGAUCAUUGCUCCCCCCGAGCGCAAGUACUCCGUCUGGAUCGGUGGAUCCAUCCUCGCCUCCCUGUCAACCUUCCAGCAGAUGUGGAUCUCCAAGCAGGAGUACGACGAGAGCGGUCCUUCCAUCGUUCACCGCAAGUGCUUCUAA